GCACAAUUGCCAUAUCGUCGGUCUCCUCAAUUGUCCAGCUCGUAACCCGCCGUGGUGUCAUCAGAUCCCAUGACUGUGACAUCGACAUAGUCAAUUGUUUCUUACUCCGCCUAGUCCACGCCAAGCACGAGCCGAACAGUCCUGCCGCAACUAUGAAGCCGCGGCCCGCGAGCCUACUCGGCCAGCUGCUUGCAGCGUCAUCCCAAACAUCAGCACGAACGUUCGUCUGUCCCCAAUGCCGCAUACGCGCAGAUAACAUUCCUCGAAACAUAUUCUAUAAGCAAAUAAAGCGGCAGUACAGCCUCGCCGCCGCGGUUUCGGCUGCGAAGCAAAUCAUCAACGGUCCUGACCCGGCUUCACCAACCGGCGUCGACCCAUUGCGAACCGUCGCCAAGGAGCUCAAGUUCCUCACAAAGAAUAUACGACAGUUGCUUGGAUCGGGACACCCUACGUUGGAUCGAGUGGCGAAGUACUACACUCAGAGCGAGGGGAAAUAUGUGCGACCUAUGCUCGUGCUACUCAUGUCGCGAGCGACAGCGUUGACAACCAAAGUGCCUCGUGCAGUGGGCUCUCAGGACCCACGUGGAGUUGAUACAUCAUUUACAGACGGCUCCAUUCUCAAUGAUGAGAAUCCCGACGCUCCUGGUUACUCCCCUCUGACUGCUGCUGACGAUGGCGCCUAUCGCGCUGGCGAUCCCGACAUCCUCCCGAGUCAAAGACGACUUGCCGAAAUCACGGAGCUGAUACACACCGCCUCGCUGCUGCAUGACGAUGUGAUUGACCACUCCGUCUCGCGACGCGGUGCCUCCAGUGCAAAUAUCGAGUUUGGAAACAAGAUGGCCGUCUUGGCCGGCGAUUUCCUUCUGGGACGUGCCUCCGUCGCCCUAGCUCGUCUUCGUGACCCGGAAGUUACGGAGCUGCUGGCAACCGUGAUAGCAAACCUGGUGGAAGGCGAAUUCAUGCAGCUCAAGAACACAGCGAACGACUCCCUCAAUCCGACGUACUCGCCGGACACCCUGCAAUACUACCUUCAAAAAACGUACCUCAAGUCGGCCUCGCUCAUCUCUAAAUCGUGCCGUGCAGCCGCGCUGCUCGGUCAGUCCGCUCCGGAAGUGGUGGAGGCGAGUUACCAGUACGGAAAAAACCUGGGGCUGGCCUUCCAGCUCGUGGAUGAUAUGCUGGACUACACGGUCAGUGAGGCAGAACUUGGAAAGCCUGCAGGUGCGGAUCUGGAGCUGGGGCUGGCUACCGCGCCCUUGCUUUUCGCAUGGGAGAGAAAUCCUUCUUUGGGCGCCUUGGUGGGGAGAAAGUUUGGAGGGGAGGGCGAUGUUGUAAAGGCCCGACAAAUUGUCCUGGCGAGUGAUGGUCUCGAGCGAACGAGGGCGUUGGCGCAACAAUAUGUCGAUCAAGCCAUUGCAUCCAUAGCCUUCUUCCCUGAAAGCGAGGCAAAAGAUGGCUUAAUAGAAAUGUGCCAAAAAGUUUUAAAGAGGCGAAAGUAAAUUUUAAAACUCGUGCAGAUUUACAUGUAAAACGGUCGAAUAUCGGUGCAACUGUACAUAUACGGUGGGGAAGAAGAUACCACUCCAUUCAUGAGUGUGUUUCUGAGCUCGAUUUAUGGUUUUUGCAACGCAUAUGUUUGUGUGUGUACAUUAAGUAGACUUAGGAAACAGCAUGGGGACGAGUAAAUCGACGUGCGUCCAUGUUAGAGGAUCGUCUCACAUCUCAGAAGCUUGGUCGACAUUUCCGCUUCAUUUUCUACGGCGACACUUGAGCGAAGAGCUAAGUUCUGCGAUAAUCGAGCUUGGAACAAAGUCUUGUUCUGUUUUGACAAAGGUGGCGCAAGACGCAGUGCGACUACCAAGGCUGGCUAAGCUGUGGCCGUUGGUGUAUCCGCCACAUUUUCCUCAUGGUAUAGGCAUGAGUUCAACAUGGUCCACCUCCAUCUUUCUAUCCUCGACAAUUCCAUGUCCAUCUUCCGUAAGAUGAACGAUCACUUCGUCGCCGAAGAGCUCGCCAAUCUCCUCGAGCGACAGAUUGGAGGUUUCCGGGACGAAAAAAUAGAUAAGUGACGUGGUGACUAUAUUGCAGCCAAUGAAGACAAGAUACAUCUUCCAGCCGAUGUUUUGAGCCGCAGUC
Verruconis gallopava is the source of this 2136-nucleotide messenger RNA. RefSeq lists its product as uncharacterized. Gene Ontology annotation, cellular component: transferase complex. The record is from RefSeq and is a predicted model, not a curated record. Bases 153 to 1499 code for a protein of 448 amino acids. Gene Ontology annotation, biological process: ubiquinone biosynthetic process; isoprenoid biosynthetic process. The transcript is spliced from 2 exons. Lineage: Eukaryota; Fungi; Ascomycota; Dothideomycetes; Venturiales; Sympoventuriaceae. Gene Ontology annotation, molecular function: prenyltransferase activity.